AUGCCAUCAGACGACUUCGUAACCCCUCCAGCUGUCAAGAAGAGCAGCUUACACACGAUUUGGCGCACCGCAGCAGAAAAAAUUGCUGCUGCCGAUUUUCUACUGAUCGCAACAGGCGCAGGGUUCUCUGCUGAUUCGUCCUUGCCCGUUUACGCGGACAUUGCCAAAGUGGACGCUUACGAUAAAAUGGGCGUCGAAUACCAUGAUCUCUGUGAUCCGUACAUGCUCGAGCAGGACGAGGACGUUUUCUAUGGGUUUUGGGGCAGUUGUACGAAUUCGUAUCGAGAUACAAAGCACCAUCGAGGAUACGAGAUAUUGCUCAAGUGGAAAGACGCUGUUCGAACGAAAGGAGAUGCUGACCAAAACAGCAACAUGGCUGCAAAAAGAGCCAAGUUCCGAGCAGCUUUUGACCAAUUGAAACAGUGUGGGGCUCUUCCUUCUGGCGUGACGAUCGAGUCUGUGACAAACGACCCCUUCUUUGUCUACACGUCCAAUGUUGACUCGCAUUGGACUCGAGAUUUUGACACUGAGGAAGUUUAUGAGCUACACGGCAGUGUGGAGACGUGGCAGUGUGCUGGGGAUGUCGAGACGAACGCUCGAGAGCCAUGUAAAAAGACCUGGAUGCUGCCUGUAGACUUUCGCUUUGAUCUGGAUAUGACGACGAUGAGAGCGCCUGGCGCGGGGGCAACAACGUGUCCUGAAUGUGGGGGCAAAGGACGUCCGAACGUACUAAUGUUUCACGAUCGACAAUGGAUCGCCAAUACCUCGGAAGAGAACGGCUACAUUGCAUGGGAAUCAGUGAUGGAGCUGAUGCUCCAAGAAGACCCUAUGCUCAAUCUGGUUGUGCUCGAAAUAGGCUGCGGAACACGGGUUCCAUCUGUCCGAAGAGAAACUGAAAUGGUCGUUGCCGAUGUGAUUGAGGGCUGCGGUCGUCCGCAAGCGACACUCAUCCGAGUCAACCCUGACAAUUUUUCUUGCACUAACCCGCUUAUUAUUGCGAAUAAGCGUUUCCUAUCUAUCCCAUCGAAAGGCCUAGAAGCUUUAGAAAGCAUUGAUCGAGAGCUUAGUAAUUUUCAGCUGAAAACCUGCGGAGUCAUCUAA
Peronospora matthiolae is the source of this 1101-nucleotide messenger RNA. Lineage: Eukaryota; Oomycota; Peronosporomycetes; Peronosporales; Peronosporaceae. The record is from the annotation of a GenBank genome assembly.